Messenger RNA from Gossypium arboreum, 2073 nucleotides. Its product is annotated as short-chain dehydrogenase reductase ATA1. The transcript has a single exon. Lineage: Eukaryota; Viridiplantae; Streptophyta; Magnoliopsida; Malvales; Malvaceae. The record is from RefSeq and is a predicted model, not a curated record. The coding region runs from base 500 to 1291 and encodes 263 amino acids.
AUAUAAUUCUAAUAAGUUUUUUCAUGUGUUUUGAGUGUGAGUUGUGCGUUAGGAAAUUUUUACAUGAUGAAGAAAUGAGAAGAUAUAUGGUUGUUAAAAAGUAGAUAACAACCACAAAAUAAAAUGCAUAUUUACACAUGAUUUUAAAGAAGAAUCUAUCAACAGAACAUUACCAAGCAUCUAGUUUGGAUGUAGUUGUUGAGAAUGUAAAGAGUGCCCAACUCUUUUAUAUAUAAAAAGAAAGGGGAAAAAAACAGGAAAAAACCUUCGAAAAGCCUCUUUGAGUCGUUCCUAUAUAUACACCAUGUUUGAUUUUUUGGUGUAUGCAAUGGAGCAAGGUGUUGAUAAGCAUGUUGAUUUGCAGAAUUCGUCUGCAAAGAGGUUGGUACCAAUGGCUACUUCAAUAGCCUCUCUUACUAAUGAUCUUUUCACUGCAUCAUGUUCGAUGAAUCUUAUAUACGUAAAUUCGAAAUGAAUACCUUUUUUUUUUUUUUGUAGGAUGAUUGGCAAAGUCGCAGUUGUAACUGGUGGUGCAAGAGGGAUUGGAGCUGCCACAGCUAAAUUAUUUGCUGAAAAUGGGGCCUAUGUUGUCAUUGCUGACAUAUUGGAUGAAGCUGGGACCAUGCUUGCUAACUCCAUCGGAGCUCGCUACAUUCAUUGUGAUGUAGCCAAAGAAAGUGAUGUCGAAUCAGCUAUCCAACUUGCCAUCACAUGGAAAGGCAAACUAGACAUACUGUUUAGCAAUGCUGGCAUUGGAGGCACUGCAAGCAGCAUAACCAGCCUUGACAUGGAACAAGUCAAACAUCUGGUCUCAAUCAAUCUGCUUGGCAAUGUACAUGCGAUCAAGCAUGCUGCACGAGCCAUGCUGAGAUGCAAUACAAAAGGUUCCAUCAUAUGUACAUCGAGUUCUGCAGGCAUCAUGGGAGGGCUAGCGUCUCACCCUUACUCAUUGUCGAAAGCCGGUAUUGUGGGACUGAUGAGAACCGCAGCAUGCGAGUUAGGUGUGCACGGGAUUCGUGUGAACUGCAUUUCUCCUCAUGGUGUACCUACAGAUAUGCUCAUUAGUGGUUAUAGAAUGUUCCGGGGGAAAGAAACAACACCUGAAGAGGUGAAGAAACUGGUCGGUGAUCAAGGGAGUCUAUUACGUGGGAAAGCUGCAACUGUUGAAGAUGUGGCCCAAGCUGCAUUGUUCCUUGCCUCAGAUGACACUGGAUUUAUAACAGCACAUAACCUCGUUAUCGAUGGUGGAUAUACUUCUGCUAUUAGUUCACUGAGUUUCAUCUACAAAUAGUAAAGAAUUGGGAGAAGAAAAAAAUAAAACAAAGACAAACUUUACCUGACGUCAAUUUUGUAGCUUUUAUUGUUAAAAACACCUUCAAUCAAACCAAAAUAGUUGUGCUAAAUCUAUAAUAGUAUCAAAUAUUGAGAAUCAAUACAGAAAGCAAAGAUUGUUACUUUAAAGGAAGCAAGUCUUUUAAUCCAACAAGAUGCAAACAAUUUAAUCCGACAUUUAAGGAUGGCAAAUAAUUGAAAACCAUGCAGUAUUAAUGUACAAUAUGCGAGAAUCAGCUAGAAAAUGAAUAUAACCCAAUAAGAUACAAGAUAGUUGGUUUCCAAAGUGGAAGGAUGUCCCUGUAUUGAGAUGCAUACAGUUUUUAUCUAAAACAACAUUUCAGCUUAAUUUCUCUCCAUACGAGAAGGAACUUUAGGAAGCCUUCUUCUGCUUGUACCUCGAAGCACAUAGGGUAUACACCAACAUGUUUAAGAAGCUGAGACCAGCCAAGAGCCAGAAGAAAUAGUCGAGAUGACCCUCGUUAAGGUUGUCCGAUAUCCAACCAAUCUGGCCAUCCUUUGUUGUGAAGUAAGUUACAAGAGUUAGAAUAAAAGAACUCAGGUAAUUGCCUAAAGAUGUAGUCAGAAGUGAAAGCGCACUACAUAAACUCCGCAUGGCAUCAGGGGACUGAUCAUAGAAGAACUCAAGCUGUCCGAUAAAUGUGCAGACCUCUGCAGCACCCAACAAGAAAUAUUGAGGUAUUUGCCAAAGAAUACUAAUGGGUACAGCGACCUGCUUAU